This is a messenger RNA of Trematomus bernacchii (emerald rockcod), 2469 nucleotides long. RefSeq names its product retinal dehydrogenase 1-like. Lineage: Eukaryota; Metazoa; Chordata; Actinopteri; Perciformes; Nototheniidae. The coding region runs from base 89 to 1753 and encodes 554 amino acids. The record is from RefSeq and is a predicted model, not a curated record. The transcript is spliced from 14 exons. Gene Ontology annotation, molecular function: benzaldehyde dehydrogenase (NAD+) activity.
GUUUUCCGGUUUGCUCGGCUGUCAGGUAUAAAAGCUGCUCGGCGGGUCUCCGGUCCGCUGACGGUGAGAGGAGGCAGACAGCUGCAGCAUGCCUUUGAACGGAGCAGGAGUCCAGCAGACUGAAGGCUCCACGCCAGCAUCUCCCACAGAAGCAAAGGAGGACAACAUGACUGACAACGGCCACCAGCAGCAGUCUGAUAACGGGUGCAACCACCAAAGUCCAAACCAGAACCACAAACCACAGCAUGGAGACGGACCUGAGACGCAGACCCUGCCCAUGCCAGUCCCAGACCCCCAAAUUCAGUACACUAAGUUGUUCAUCAAUAACGAGUGGCAUGAGUCCUGCAGUGGGAGAAAGAUUCCUGUGUAUAAUCCCGCCACAGGGACGCUGCUCUGUGAAGUGGAGGAGGCUGACACAGAAGAUGUGGAUGAGGCAGUGAGGAGUGCCAGAGCCGCCUUUCAGAUGGGGUCACCAUGGCGAUCGAUGGACGCCUCAGACCGAGGUCAACUACUCAACAAACUCGCUGACCUAGUGGAGAGAGACCGGCUUCUACUAGCAACACUAGAGGCUCUGGAUUCUGGCAAAGUGUUUCUCAUGGCAUAUUUUGUAGAUCUGAUGGCCACAAUCAAAACUUUGAGAUAUUAUGGUGGCUGGGCAGACAAGAUUCACGGAAAAACCAUCCCUGUUGAUGGAGAAUAUUUUACUUACACACGACAUGAGCCCAUUGGAGUCUGUGGCCAGAUCAUUCCUUGGAAUUUCCCGGUGAUGAUGUUUGCUUGGAAGAUUGCUCCUGCUCUGUGCUGUGGGAACACUUUAGUCAUCAAACCUGCAGAACAGACCCCAUUAUCAGCCCUGCACAUGGCUGCACUCAUCAAAGAGGCUGGUUUUCCUCCAGGAGUGGUGAAUGUGGUGCCAGGUUAUGGACAGACAGCAGGCUGCGCCAUUUCCCACCACAUGGACAUCGACAAAAUAGCCUUCACCGGAUCUACUGCUGUUGGGAAACUGAUCCAGAGGGCGGCAGGUGACAGCAACCUCAAAAGAGUCACCCUAGAACUGGGUGGCAAAAACCCAAACAUUAUCUUUUCUGACUGUGACUUAGAGCAUGCAGUGGAGCAGGCCCACAGUGGCCUGUUCUUUAACCAGGGCCAGUGCUGUCUGGCUGGAUCCAGGGUGUUUGUAGAAGAACCCAUCUACGAGGAGUUUGUCCAUCGCAGUGUGGAGAAGGCCAGAGGGAAAGUCCUGGGAAACCCACUGCUGCCGGGGGUUGACCACGGACCACAGAUUGACCAGAAGCAGUUUGAUAAGAUAAUGGAGCUGAUAGAAAGCGGGAAGAGGGAGGGAGCCACGCUGGAGUGUGGAGGGUCUGCAUGGGGUCAGCAGGGACUUUUCAUCCAACCCACUGUCUUCUCAAAUGUCACAGAUGACAUGCGCAUCGCCAAAGAAGAGAUUUUUGGUCCAGUGCAGCUGAUCAUGUGUUUCCGAACGACCCGUGAGGUUAUCCAGAGAGCCAACGCCACGCAGUACGGCCUGGCAGCAGGAGUGUUCACUAACGACAUCGACAAAGCCCUAACUGUCUCUUCUGCUCUGCAGGCUGGCAUGGUGUGGGUAAAUUGCUACAAUGCCAUGAGUGUUCAGUGUCCCUUUGGUGGCUUCAAGAUGUCCGGGAAUGGGAGAGAACUGGGGGAAUAUGCUCUUCAGGAGUACACAGAGGUCAAGGCAGUCACCAUCAAAAUCUCCCAGAAGAACUCAUAAAAGCGUAAUUUCCAAGGACUGAAUUUCUCAUGUCAUUUGAAUUCUCUGCUGCCCCAUGGCUUCACAUCCACCACACACAUUGUGCAAUAAUCAUAUUGCACCCGGAUGUUUUGAAGGCAUCAUCAAUUCUGUCUCUCCAUGAACAUUUACUACUGUAAUUUCUCCUCUGAUACACCUAUUUUUUCAAAUUUGUGUCUCUUAGCUUAGUGGCGAUUCGUUUAUGCAUUUUCCUCUAGUGUGUAUCUACAUUUAUUUAACUGUGGCUAGUGAACAGCAUGUUCUCUGUAGUAGUCAGUUUUGUGUAUUUUAACCCGUUUAUAUUCAGUGAAAUAAUUAAUUAAAUAGCACUUUGCCUGAAAAUAAUUACUUUUAAUAGGUGUCAUACAAAAAAUAGAAAUACAUUUUACAUACUAUUUACAUGGAUUUACAAGGAACCAGUAAACCUUGCAAUGCAGUAAACACAAUCAUGUUUUUUCUUUACAAUGUGUUGUAGUACAACUAGAAUUACAGAUCAUGUCUGUGUCCGACAUUAUGUGAUUUAACUGUGUAGGCUGUGUCAUUUAAAUAAUUAUAGACAUUUUAAGAUAUUAAUUACACAGCAUGUUUGAAAACACUAGUCAUAGCGCCUUUCAAGGCAAAAAAGCUACUCUUAAAUAAAUUAAUGAAUAUUUAUAAAUGUAUUCUGUUGAUCAAUAAGAAUCAAUAAGAAUAAAACA